AUGAAAAAUAAAAAUAAAUUAAAAUGAAAUACAAAAUAAAUUAAAAUGAAAUACAAAAUAAAUUAAAAUGAAAUGCAAAAUAAUUUACAAUUAAAAUUAAAGUAAAAGUGAAUUUCACCAUGGCCGAGGGCUGCCACUACCAAAAUAUUCUUUAUAAUUUUUUUUUAAUUAAAGUGAAAAAUAAAAAUAAAUUAAAAUGAAAAAUAAAAAUAAAUUAAAAUGAAAAAUAAAAGUAAAUUAAAAUGAAAUACAAAAUACUGAUUUACAAUUAAAAUUACAAAGUAAAAGUGAAUUUCACCAUGGCCGAGGGCUGCCACUACCAUAAUGCACAGCGACCCGAGAGAAAUUCCCAUGAGCCGAGCAGCGGCCGAGCGCUAUCAUAACAUCCCAUGAACCUUUGCCCGCGCGGAAAGCAACAUGGCGGAGAAAUGGCGAAAGUUCAAAGAAGAUAUGAAAAAAAAACGCUUGAGUGGGAAGAGCCAAAAAGGGAAAGAUGUUUCCAAACGUGAAAUAACUGUUCAAAUGUUAAGCGCGGACGUGUCGGGCAAGGCCCAAAAGUAUUCACGUAUCGGCCCAAGGGAAUUUGUCCAGUUAUAUGACGACGACGAUGAAGAUCUAGAUCGAUUUUAUACAAAAGAAGAGAUGACAGUUGAACGAGUGAAGGAUGCAUGCCUGAAACAUUUUGAACCGAAGGUUGGAAACAAUGUUGUAUGUGAUAUUCUUGCCGGUGAGCAAGGACCUUCCUGCGCAUCCUUGAAGCAAAUACCUAAUAUGAAUCUUAUAUACGUCAGAUCCAUAAACAAAAGCUCGACAGCAGAUGCGCCUGUAUUCGUUGAUGAUACUGACCCAGUUCAUCCGCAAAGCACAACUGUAAAACGAAAGGGCCCUAACUCUGUUCCAAGUCCAAAAAAAGCUAAAAUCUCAACACCAAUGCCCAAGAGUCUCUCGGUAACCCAUAUGUUGAAACUAGGUAAACUUAUAAACAAGUCUACCACUACCAUCCACUUGUAUGGAUUUAAUUUGGCAGAUAUGAGCUGGUCGUCUUCACCAAGGGCAGUUGAAUUUAGUGUUUCAGAAGAUGUGCUCGGAGAAGGUGCAUUCCGAAAAGCUUAUAAAGCAGAAUCAAAAGAUGAGAGCUUUGCUGGUUCAUGGGUAGUCAAAGAAUAUAAUGAAAAUGCAUUGGAUGUCAUUGCUGAGACCAAUCAAACUCUCGAAACCCAUACAAAGAAGGUUGUACAAAUGCACAGCUUAGCCCAGAACUUUGCAAGCCAACUGAAGACAAGUGUUGAGCAAAAUGGCAUGCAAGAAUCUUUUGGUGAUUGUUUUCAUUAUGGGAGUGUCUACUUAGGAAAAAAAGGUGACGAAUUUGUCACAGUUGAAGAGUUUGUAGAUGGAGAGUUUAGUAAGUAUAUAAACAAUGAUGGCACAUUGUGCAAGAAUGUCAACGAAGUUAUAUUACAGAAAGCAGAGUGUCUUUCUCAUUUUUCUUUUGAAAAAUCCAACAAUCAGGUAAUGGUGUUAGAUAUCCAAGGAUGUGGCUACUCCCUUGUAGACCCAGAAGUUGCAUCAUCUUCCCUCUUUGAUGAAAAUAAAGAAUUACUUUUUACCACAGGGAAUUUGUCAUUUGAAGCAAUUGCAAAAUUUAAACUCAUUCAUAGAUGUAAUGAGUACUGUGAGCUUCUGAAGCUUAAAGUACUUGUAUAGAAAGAAUACACAAACUGCUGUUAGGGGAAAGUAAUGAUGUAUCUUUAAAACAUUGUUCUUAUUUCAGUUUGGUGUAUAACAAGGACACCUAAAACUUGAUAUUAUCGACAUUAUCUGUUAGUUACUCUUAGAAGAUUCAUUAAUGUCUUUUAAGAACAUAUCAGACUUUAAAUCGCAUCCCUAGUAAUGUGGUAGCAAAGAGUGACUGGGCAAGCAUCUGUUUAACACCAGGUUAUAAUAAAAAAACUUUUAUGAACACAUUGGGCAAUUUAAUUCAAGUCUUAAAUUAACAGUUGGAAAACAUAGUAGGUCCAAUGUCUUUUACCACUUUUGGUGACUAGUGUUUGCAGUAAAGAUUGAUCACCAUUUAUGUUUUUGCUUGCUACACUGGUUUAAAUAAAUUAUUACAAAGCCUAUUUGAAUUGUAAUCAAACCCCAAUGUUUCGACACUCCAGUCUAGUGUCUUCAUCAGGGGUAAUCUAAAAUUGCAAUGUAGCUUCUUACAUACCCAAAGGAUGACAUCACCUGCCAAUGAGAUGCAUGUAUUCCUCUGGUAAAUAGGCACUGUCAUCCCUAUUCAAAGGAUGAUUACUCAUUUAUAUGCCACACUAGUCAAAGACUAUGCCUAGAAGCAUGGCAUAUAAAUAUGAGUAAUCAUGCUUUGAAUAGGGAUGACGGUGCCUAUUUACCAGAGGGAUACAUGCAUCUCAUUGGCAGGUGACGUCAUCCCUUGGGUAUUUAAGAAGCCAACGAUUGUAACUUCAGAUCACCCCUGAAGACACUAGACUGGAGUGUCGAAAUGUUGGGUCUUGAUUACAAUUCGACUGGGCUUUGUAAUAAUUUAUUUAAACCGGAGUAGCAAGCGAGAACAUGGUUGAUAUACCUGGUUGCAGUGAACGAACAAACUUUGAUCACCAUUUGUUUUUCUUUCCAUCUAUCCAGGAUUGUUUUUGUUUAAACUUUACAUGAGAACAACAAACAUCAAAUCAAUUUUCAGAAGUUAUUGAACUACUUUAAAUUAAGAACUUAACCAGACUGGUUGCUACCAUGUUUCUAAGGAUUUGGUUUAAAUCUGUAUUUACAAAAUGAAUUUAAAUUUAGUUUACAUCUAUAUGUAGCAUCUACAAUGUUGUGUUAAAGUUUUCUUUGAGAUAUAUGAAUGCAGAUGCACAAUCUUUAGGUUCUAUUUUUUCUGUUUUUGGUAGAAGCGAUUCACAUCUUCUAAAUGAGGCAUCAAGGAAGUCAUCUUCCAUAUCUUGAUUGCACAGACAUGCAUCUAUAGACAUCUAUUAUAAAGAACAUUAAAAUUGACAUGUUAAAAUUAACUAUUAUAAUGUUGUUUCAAGUAUAAGUAUGCAUCUUGGCAUUCAUUUGGUUUGAUUGUGUCAUGAUCAGGGAUCAGUCUUUCACAUUCUGCUCUAACAUUUGGCUCCAAAUAGUCAUCUGGUACUUGCAAAAUGCCAGAUAGGGUAGCUGCCUCCUUCAGCUGUUCUUCAGUUACUUUUAGGCCUGUAAAAUAAGGUACUAUGUAAAGGUUACAGAAUGGUCAUAUGUGCUCCAUACAAGGACGGAUUUUCUGGGGGAUGUGCACCCCCCAAAAAAAAUUUCCACCCCCACCCCCCCUGAGAAAUUGUGCACCACGUCCCUGCCAAAAUUUAAAAGCAUUAAAUUAAACUACCGUUAAGUAAGAUAGAAAUAUUAAAAUCAACAUGUUUCUAUAUAUGCUUUUUUGCAGCAUAUUAACGUAAAAGUAAAACACACUUGACUUACAAAAAAUAAGUUCACGUGCUCAUCGGCACCACGCUUUCGCACAUUGACAAUGGAUUCAGACAGGUUUGACAGGUGUACAUAAACCUGUCAGAUUUUCCAAAGAAAGAAAAUCUAUAACCUUCCAUGUAAUAAUGUAUAUAACUAAUUUAAAGGAUAUUCUGUUUCAUAAAAUGGAUGUUAUCUAAUCUAUUAUUGAAAUUUGAUUAUGGACUACUGAGCGUAUUUAGACCCACUGAUCAUUGCUUUGGCAAUUGAGAAUCAGGAAAUGAUUGGGAAGCAUUCACGCUCCUGCAGUUUGGUUUUUAGUUCGUCGUUAGAGUUGGAUUGAAAGCGUGUAGAUCUAAAUCGAUGUGUCAGCAAUUAGCAGAUCCUAUAUUUUUAUCACUAGGCACUAGCUAAUACACUUCAGAAAAGGUUCAAUUCAUUGUUUGAGCUGCGUAUUAGUAAAAAAUUCACUUAAAAACAUGCAUUUU
This is a messenger RNA of Paramuricea clavata, 3947 nucleotides long. The record is from the annotation of a GenBank genome assembly. Lineage: Eukaryota; Metazoa; Cnidaria; Anthozoa; Malacalcyonacea; Plexauridae.